UGGAGUGUCCAGAGGGGAAGGUCAAAGGGCCAAAGUUCAAAAUGCCCAAGAUGGACAUCAAAGCGCCCAAGAUCUCCAUGCCGGACUUUGAUCUGAACCUCAAAGGCCCCAAAGUCAAGGGGGACAUCGAUGUCUCUGUCCCCAAACUGGAGGGUGACCUGAAGGGUCCUGACCUGGACAUCAAAGGGCCCAAAGUGGACAUUGACCUGCCGGACGUGGAUCUGGAGUGUCCGGAGGCGAAGCUGAAGGGCCCCAAGUUCAAAAUGCCCGAAAUGAACAUCAAAGCGCCCAAGAUCUCCAUGCCGGACAUCGACCUGAGCCUGAAAGGCCCCAAGGUCAAGGGCGACGUGAAAACCCCGGACAUCGACGUCAAAGGGCCCAAAGUGGACAUUGACCUGCCGGACGUGGAGCUGGAGUGUCCGGAGGGGAAGGUCAAAGGGCCAAAGUUCAAAAUGCCCGAGAUGCACCUCAAGGGCCCCAAGAUCUCCAUGCCGGACGUGGACUUUGGCCUCAAAGGACCCAAGGUCAAGGGCGACGUGGACAUCUCCGGUCCGAAGCUGGAAGGUGACCUGAAGGGGCCUGAACUGGACAUCAAAGGGCCCAAAGUGGACAUUGAGGCCCCCGAUGUGGACAUUCACGGCCCUGAGGGGAAAUUCAAGAUGCCCAAAUUCAAAAUGCCCAAAUUUGGGAUGCCCGGGGUGAAGGCCGAAGGGCCCGAGGUGGACGUGGACGUGUCCAGCCCCAAAGUGGACAUUGAGUGUCCAGAGGUGGACGUUGAGCUGCCCGAGGGGAAGGUGAAGGGCCCCAAGUUCAAAAUGCCCGAAAUGCAUUUCAAGACCCCCAAGAUCUCCAUGCCGGACAUCGACCUCAACCUGAAAGGACCCAAAGUCAAGGGGGACAUCGAUGUCUCUGUCCCCAAACUCGAGGGGGACCUGAAAGCCCCGGACAUCGACAUCAAAGGGCCCAAAGUGGACAUUGAAGCUCCUGAUGUGGACAUUGACCUCCCAGAGGGGAAGAUCAGAGGGCCAAAGUUCAAAAUGCCCGAGAUGCACCUCAAGGGCCCCAAGAUCUCCAUGCCGGACGUGGACUUUGGCCUGAAGGGCCCCAAGGUCAAGGGCGACGUGGACGUGUCCAUCCCCAAACUCGAGGGUGACCUGAAAGGACCCGAACUGGACAUCAAAGGGCCCAAAGUGGACAUUGAGGCCCCCGAUUUCAAGACCCCCAAGAUCUCCAUGCCGGACAUCGACCUCAACCUGAAAGGACCCAAAGUCAAAGGGGACAUCGAUGUCUCUGUCCCCAAACUGGAGGGGGACCUGAAGGGUCCUGAACUGGACAUCAAAGGGCCCAAAGUGGACAUUGACCUGCCGGACGUGGACAUUGAAGGGCCAGAGGGGAAGGUGAAGGGUCCCAAGUUCAAAAUGCCUGAAAUGCAUUUCAAAGCGCCCAAGAUCUCCAUGCCGGACUUUGAUCUGAACCUCAAAGGGCCCAAAGUGAAGGGGGACAUCGAUGUCUCUGUCCCCAAACUCGAGGGGGACCUGAAAGGACCCGAACUGGACAUCAAAGGGCCCAAAGUGGACAUUGACCUGCCGGACGUGGAGCUGGAAGGGCCGGAGGGAAAAAUGAAAGGCCCCAAAUUCAAAAUGCCCGAAAUGGACAUCAAAGCGCCCAAAAUCUCCAUGCCGGACUUUGAUCUGAACCUGAAAGGACCCAAAAUCAAGGGGGACGUGGACGUGUCCAGCCCCAAACUGGAAGGUGACCUCAAAGGUCCUGAACUGGACAUCAAAGGGCCCAAAGUGGACAUUGACCUGCCGGACGUGGAGCUGGAGUGUCCGGAGGGGAAGAUCAAAGGCCCCAAGUUCAAAAUGCCCAAGAUGGACAUCAAAGCGCCCAAGAUCUCCAUGCCGGAUGUGGACUUUGGCCUCAAAGGACCCAAAAUCAAAGGGGACAUCGAUGUCUCUGUCCCCAAACUCGAGGGUGACCUGAAGGGGCCUGAACUGGACAUCAAAGGGCCCAAAGUGGACAUCGAGGCCCCCGAUGUGGACAUUCACGGCCCCGAAGGGAAAAUCAAAAUGCCCAAAUUCAAAAUGCCCAAAUUUGGGUUUUCCGGGCCCAAAGUGGAAGGCCCUGAAGUGGACGUGAACCUCCCCACGGGAAACCUGGACGUGUCCGGCCCCAAAGUGGACAUUGAAGGUCCAGAGGUGGACGUUGAGCUGCCCGAGGGGAAGGUGAAGGGCCCCAAAUUCAAAAUGCCCGAAAUGCAUUUCAAGACCCCCAAGAUCUCCAUGCCGGACAUCGACCUCAACCUUAAAGGACCCAAAGUCAAAGGGGACAUCGAUGUCUCUGUCCCCAAACUCGAGGGUGACCUCAAAGGUCCUGAACUGGACAUCAAAGGGCCCAAAGUGGACAUUGAAGCUCCUGAUGUGGACAUUGACCUCCCAGAGGGGAAGCCCGAGGUCAGCGUGGCCGGACCCGAGGUCAGCGUGGACAGUCCCGAGGGCAAAUUCAAACUGCCCAAGUUCAAAAUGCCCAAAUUCUCCAUGCCUGGGUUCAAGGGCGAGGGGCCGGACGUGGAGAUGACCCUCCCCAAGGGCGACCUCGACCUUUCCGGCCCCAAAGUGGACAUGGAGGCGCCCGAGAUGGGUGUGGACGCAAAGGUCAAAGGGCCCAAAUUCUCCAUGCCCGAAAUGUCCAUCAAAGGCCCCAAAAUCUCCAUGCCGGACAUCGACCUCAACCUGAAAGGACCCAAAAUCAAGGGCGAUGUGGACGUGUCCAUCCCCAAAGUCGAGGGUGACCUGAAAGGACCCGAAGUGGACAUCAAAGGGCCCAAAGUGGACAUUGAGGCCCCCGAUGUGGACAUUCACGGUCCUGAGGGGAAAUUCAAGAUGCCCAAAUUCAAAAUGCCCAAAUUUGGGAUGCCCGGGGUGAAGGCCGAAGGGCCCGAGGUGGACGUGGACCUGUCCGGCCCCAAAGUGGACAUUGAAGGUCCAGAGGUGGACGUUGAGCUGCCCGAGGGGAAGGUGAAGGGCCCCAAGUUCAAAAUGCCCGAAAUGCAUUUCAAAGCCCCCAAGAUCUCCAUGCCGGACUUUGAUCUGAACCUCAAAGGGCCCAAAGUGAAAGGAGAUGUGGACGUGUCCAUCCCCAAACUGGAGGGGGACCUGAAAGGACCCGAACUGGACAUCAAAGGCCCCAAAGUGGACAUUGACCUGCCGGACGUGGAGCUGGAAGGCCCUGAGGGAAAAAUCAAAGGGCCAAAGUUCAAAAUGCCCGAGAUGGACAUCAAAACACCCAAGAUCUCCAUGCCCGACUUUGAUCUGAACCUGAAAGGUCCCAAAAUCAAAGGGGACAUCGAUGUGUCCGUCCCCAAACUCGAGGGUGACCUGAAGGGUCCUGACCUGGACAUCAAAGGCCCCAAAGUGGACAUUGACCUGCCGGACGUGACCCUGGAAGGGCCGAAGGUGAAAAUGCCCGGCCCCAAAAUGGAGGUGAAAGGCCCCAAAAUGGAGGUGGAGGCCCCGGCGGUCGAUGUCGAUGGUUUGGAGGGGAAGGUGAAAAUGCCCAAAAUGAAAAUUCCCAAAUUCGGCUUCAAAGGCGACGGCCCCGAGGUGGACGCGGAUCUGCCCAAAGUUGAGCUGGGCCUAAGCGGCCCCAAAGCCGAGCUCAGCACGGAGGGGCCCAAAGUGAAAAUGCCCGAAAUGCACGUGAACCUCCCCAAAAUCUCCAUGCCCGAGAUCGAUUUGAGCCUGAAAGGACACAAAACCAAGGGCGGCUUCGAAGUGACCGCCCCCAAGGCCGAGGGUCAGCUCAGAGGGCCCGGGGUGGACAUCAAAGGCCCCGAAUUUGGGCUGAAAAGCCCUGAAUUUGGGCUGAAAGGCCCCGAAUUCGGGCUGAAAGGCCCCGAAUUUGGGCUGAAAGGCCCCGAAGUGGACGUGGAGGGUCCGGAGCUGAGCGUGGACGGCGCCGAGGUCAAAACACCCAAAUUCAAAAAACCCAAAUUCGGGUUCGGGAUGAGGAGCCCCAAGGCCGAGGUUGAGCUGCCCGAGGCCGAAGUGACCGCUGAGUGCCCCGAGCUCAGUGUGACCACCAAGGGCAAAAAAAGCAAAUUCAAAAUGCCCAAAAUCCACAUGAGCGGCCCCAAAGUGAAGGGCAAGAAGGGMGCGUUCGAGGUGGCCGCGGCCGGAGCCGAGGUGGACGCCGAGCUGGCGGUCAGCGGCCCCGAGGUGGCCGCCAAAUCGCCCAAGGGCCGCAAGGCCAUGUUCGGGAAAAUCUCCUUCCCCGACGUGGAAUUCGACCUGAAAUCGCACAGAUCCCGCGGGGACGGCCCCAAGGCCGAGGGAGAGAUGGACGUGKCCAUCCCAACGGUCAGCGGCGACCUCAAGGGCCCGAGCGUCGGCGUGGGCGUGGACGGGCCGGACGUCAGCGUCAAGAGCCCCAAAUUCCACCUGUCCGGGGACCCCAAAUUCGGGGUGGAGGUGACCGUCCCCACGCCGGACAUGGGGAAAGGACCAAACGGCGAAUUCGGCGUGGCCGGAGCGCGAGUGGACGGUCCGGAGGGGAAGGUGGGGUGGCCMAAGGGGGGGCUGGGGGUGGACGUGAAGCUCCAAGGGCCCCAAAUGUCCGGCGCCGGCCUCGAGGGGAGCCUGAAAGGACCAAAAUUCSAGGGAGAUUUGGACAUUUCGGGCUCGGCCCAAGGGCCAGGGGUCACUCUGGACGGGUCACUCGGGGGCGUGGAGGUCAAGGGGGGCUCCGUCCACUCCCCGGGGGCCUCUCUGGACAUCAAAGGGCCCUCUCUGGACGUGUCCGGAGCGGCUUCGGCCGCGGAGCUGAAAGGACCAAAGCUGAGCGGMGAUUUGAGUGUCCACUCCCCAAAAACGGCCGCGGACGGCGCCGGCCUGGAGGUCCUGGGGGGCACCAUCAAACUGCCCUCGCUCAAACUGCCCCAGUUCGGAGUGUCCGGCCCCGCUCCGGACAGCGGUGACACCGCAGCGGUCACUCUGCACGGGCCGGACCUUGACCUGAGGCUGAAAGGACCAAAGGUGGGCGUGGCUGAGGGGUCAAAGGUCAGCGGUGGCGGUGGUGUUGGUGUCCAGAUGGACGCUCCGGCCAUGGCAAUGUCCAGUUCCGGGCUCAAUGUCACCAUGAAGGGGCCAUCGGUCAGCGGUGGCGGUGUUGGUGGUGUUGGUGUCCAGAUGGACGCUCCGGUGGCCGCAGUGUCCGGUUCCGGGCUCAAUGUCACCAUGAAGGGUCCAUCGGUCAGCGGUGGCGGUGUUGGUGUCCAGAUGGACGCUCCGGCCAUGGCAGUGUCCAGUUCAGGGCUCAAUGUCACCGUGAAGGGGCCAUCGGUCAGCGGUGGCGGUGUUGGUGUCCAGAUGGACACUCCGGCCAGGGCAAUGUCCAGUUCCGGGCUCAAUGUCACCAUGAAGGGUCCAUCGGUCAGCGGUGGCGGUGUUGGUGUCCAGAUGGACGCUCCGGCCAUGGCAGUGUCCGGUGACACGAAUGUCACCGUGAAGGGUCCAUCGGUCAGCGCCGGCCCCGUCCACCCCUCCGGCCAGGUCAAGGUGUCCUUCCCCAAGCUGAGGAUGCCCAAAUUCGCCUUUUCCGAGUCCGAGCCCCGCGGCCGCGAGCUCGGGGUGGACGUGGAGUUCCCCGCGGCCGAGCCGGACGAGGCCGAAGCGCGGCUCAAGCGCUCCAAGCUCAAAAUGCCCAAACUGACCCUGUCCAAGCAGCGGGGGAGGGGCGCGGGGUCGCCGUCCGGCUCCAAGGGCAGCCUGGGCUCGGCCGAGGGCGAGCCGGACGCCGAAGUGACCGCGGCCAAAGGCAAAUUCUCGCUGUUCCGGGGCAAAAAGCCGCGGCCGCGCUCGUCSUCCUUCGGCGAUGACCACGCGGCCGAGCCGGACAUCGGCGCCGUCCGGCAGCCCAAGGGCAAAUUCGGGACCUUCGGGGGCGUGGGCUCCAAGGCCAAGGGCUGCUMCGAGGUGUCCGGCCAGGAGGACGCGGGACGGACGUUGGGGACGCGGCUGUCCCCGUCCUCAGCGGCCGAGGGGGCUGCGGCCAGCGCCGGACACGCGCGAGUGGCCACAGGGGAGGUGGCCAAAGGCAAAGAGUGACCGGUGCAGUGGGGGGAGGGGUGGCCAAAGAGUGACCGA
Malurus melanocephalus (red-backed fairy wren) is the source of this 6143-nucleotide messenger RNA. Its product is annotated as neuroblast differentiation-associated protein AHNAK-like. NCBI's taxonomy places the organism in Eukaryota, Metazoa, Chordata, Aves, Passeriformes, Maluridae. Gene Ontology annotation, biological process: regulation of RNA splicing. The coding region runs from base 42 to 6104 and encodes 2020 amino acids. The transcript is spliced from 4 exons. The record is from RefSeq and is a predicted model, not a curated record. Gene Ontology annotation, cellular component: cytoplasm; costamere; nucleus.